Messenger RNA from Neurospora tetrasperma FGSC 2508, 1299 nucleotides. RefSeq lists its product as uncharacterized. The transcript is spliced from 2 exons. The record is from RefSeq and is a predicted model, not a curated record. Bases 1 to 1299 code for a protein of 432 amino acids. Lineage: Eukaryota; Fungi; Ascomycota; Sordariomycetes; Sordariales; Sordariaceae.
AUGCUCUCCUCUCACACGACUCACCAACAACAGAGUUGGACACAUAUUGAUCAACCUUCCACCCCACUACCCGGCGCGUCACAAUCUCGAUCUGGCGUCGGCUAUUCUUCCAGAACCUCUCUACGAGCCUCGCCGUUUUCUCGUUCAGAAUCGGAUUACUCGUUCAAUUCCCCAAACCCGACCGUCCACCACGCCCUUGAGUCGACUCCCCUCGCUGGCUCUCCUGCCUCUACUCCGCUAUCAACCCCUUUUGAUACGCCUGUGGCCACACUUGUUCUUGGGCCCGUCAAAUCUGUCCACCGUCCUGGAACGAUUCCCGUCACACCACCCUUGAGUCCACUUAGGGUGCCUCUGCUUCCUUUUGUGGCAGCAUCAUGCCAGAUCGAUGAUGACCCCGGCUUUUUAAGAGCAUUGGAUGAAGAUAUGGGGGGAUUUUGGGCUGAUAGAGCGGAGGAAUUGGAAUCCGAGAUUCAACUUCGACAAGUCGUAAUUGCCAGUUAUCAGGGGGACAUUGCAGAACUUACAGAGCAGGCCAAAAGGUCGUUGCGGGCAGAUUUGCAGAGGAGGGUAGCCUAUUUGGAGAAGCACAUGGCAGUUCAUCUCCAAGAUCAAAUUGAGACUCGAGAGAAGCUGGCUCAGGCUACCGAGAAUUUGGAUGCACUGCGCGCUGAGGAGCAACUACAGCUGGCGCCGGUUGCUGAGGAAGCAGCGGUACCAAUCGAGGAAGUCAACAACAGGCUAGCUUUGGAUGAGUCCAUGAGCGCAAUACAAAGCAUCGCGCAGCUCGCUAGAGAUCUAUUGAACGACCCUCGCCUAAAGACUUCUACGCCGGCCUUUCCACAUACUCCAUUUCUUGCUUCCCCAGCGCCCACACCGGCUCCAAGCCCUGCGGCUGGCCCCGAUACGACUACAGCCACGAAUCCAGCCCCGACGCCAGAUCGUCAGCUUCCAGUCCCGUCUGCACAACCCACGUCCAUCGAUACACAACGGACACAGCGGAACGCCAAGGGCAACGACAACGGCAAGCCCAGGCUUGUCAAGAAGCCGAAGCUCCUUCACGAGCUCAAGUGGCUUUCCCAGGUUGGAGGAGCCGGGAACUCGGCCGUUGUUGGACACGCAAUAAUGAAGAGGAUGGGGAUAGCGAGAAUGACAAGUGGACUGGAACUGAAAAGAUGGCGGACGUGUCGAAUGAGAAAAGAGUCACCGAUGAAUGGGCUGGACGGCUCCGAAAGAGGACCAAAGUUUGGAGGAAGAGUUCAGGAAGGUACGAGGAUGCGGCCAAUGUUGAGAAGCCAGUGA